AUGGCGCGCGGACAUUUCUCACUCCCCCUCUGGCCUCUGCUUCUGCUGGCCCUCUCCCCUGUCGCCCAUGUCAGCGGCGGGUGCCUCAACCGAGACGACCUGCCGGUGCUCGAGAUGUCUGACCUCAAGAAGCUGUCCAUUAAGCAGCUGGACGAAAUCUUCACCAAGGGGUGCAUCGAGGAAGAGCCUUUGUUGGGCCCGCACUGGGGAGGGAUUCUUAAUUCGAUCCUGCACGAGCCGGCCGAGGACAUCUAUAGGGGGCUGUUUGGCCUCGUCUUCGAAGGUGCAUUGUUCCAGAAAACUAGCUGCAAGGGCGAAGACUUGUGGUUCUACUUCCCGCUGCUCAACCCAUUCGAUGGCGGAAAGGUGAGCGGAGAGAAGGGCAAUGCAUGGCGACCGACAUGCUGUGCUCUGUGUGUGUGUGUGUGCAGCUGUUCAAGAGCCAGGUGACUCUGUUCACCGCCCGCGUGACGACUGGGCAGUUCCCCCACGAGAAGCACCGGUACGUCAUCCGCCCCACCCCCCUACCUACACUACAUAUACUAUCCAUCCUCACCUCUGUUGUGUGGCUGGUGUCGUAUGUGUAUUAUGGUGGUGGCCCCCCUAAAGCCUGGAUGACAAGCCUUCGUAUGUCUACGACUUCAGCAUCUCCAAGGAGGACUGCCCCGACCUCGCCUCGCCGUGGGGCAGACUGAAGUAUCCCCUCGACAACCCCCCCAUCCUCAAGGACAUCAUCGACGAGGCGAGGAUUGUGGGUGUGGACGAGAAGGGGCGGGCGAUCAUCCUCAAUCGCGCCUUCCUGAAGAUUUGGGAGGACGUGGUUAUCUUCCUGCAGUACGAAGUCUUUGUGUCCAAUCCACAAUGACGCAAAGUGACCACUGGAGACUGCCAGGCACCAGACGAGGUGAGCACUGCUCGCCACAAAGGGAUGAGAGUCCCUGCACGCGUCUGGAUUGCGGCACUGUGUGGGUUGUGGUCUCUGUCUGUCAGGGGAGCGCCCGUCGGCCAUUGUCCGUCCCCCGCUAG
Molecule: messenger RNA, 1026 nt
Organism: Vitrella brassicaformis
Lineage: Eukaryota; Vitrellaceae
Source: the annotation of a GenBank genome assembly